Messenger RNA from Leptopilina heterotoma, 1546 nucleotides. RefSeq lists its product as uncharacterized. Lineage: Eukaryota; Metazoa; Arthropoda; Insecta; Hymenoptera; Figitidae. Gene Ontology annotation, cellular component: cytoplasmic microtubule; centrosome; mitotic spindle midzone. Gene Ontology annotation, molecular function: microtubule binding. Bases 364 to 1326 code for a protein of 320 amino acids. Gene Ontology annotation, biological process: cytoplasmic microtubule organization; mitotic spindle midzone assembly; positive regulation of cytokinesis. The transcript has 3 exons. The record is from RefSeq and is a predicted model, not a curated record.
AUAACAUAAUUGGGAUAGAAAAAAAUAAUAACUAAUAAAAGAAAUAAUUACAAGAGAUAAAAUAAAAAAAGAGACGAAGAGAUAAAUUUUUGAUCGUAAGCAAAAAAAAAAUAAUGAAAAUCGUUCGAGGGAGAAAUGAAACAAAACAAUCGAGAAUUUUAUUUUGACUCUCCUUCAGAUUCUUCAGGUUAUGAAAUUUACUAAUGAAAAAGGAAAAUUUUUUAAUUUAUAAUUUAGAAGAAAAAAUGUUGCAAAUCCUGAAUGAAAAUUCGAGAAAAGGGAAAAUUUUUAAACGACAGAAUGAGUAAUUAAAGGUGUAGAAUUGUGUAAUUAAAAUUUUUAGUGUACAACAGUGAAGACAGAAUGAGUGACUCGGAGCAGGAAUUGUUUUUAAUUGAAUUUCUCGUCAGCAAAGUAAACAUUCCUUUGGUUCAAGCCAUGCAUAAUCAAUUGCUUCCUGCAACAACUUGCGUGUCAUUUCAAAUUUUGAGUCUACCACCAGUGAACAUUGAACAGACGGCAAACUCAAAGGACUGCUCCUGCGAAAAUUCGGACUCUCAAGUAUUCAAUAAAGGAAAAUCCUGUCUAUUUGCCCUGCCGACAAUGGUUUUGGAAAAGCCACUCACAUCCUUUCCAAUUACAAUGACGGUUUAUAAAAAACUACCACCGGGUGUCCUGCCGGAUGUGAUGCUAAUAGGAAGUCAUCAAAUCCAAGCGAAGGAUUUUAUUAACACCGUUUUACGAAAACGAAUUUUCAAAACGUCAUCAUCAUCGCCCUCGACGACAAGCAAGGAAAUUUACAAAAUCACCACAGCCACUGGCCAAGCAGUCGGCGAGGUUCAAGUUUUCAUGAGAAUUUCCUGUUUUGGAAAGAAAAUUAUAACGCAAUUUCAAAUUCCACGUAAUCGACAACCAUUUCUAUUCAAGGGCGAACUUAACAGUCCAGUGAUACAGUGCAAGAAAAUUCCAUCUGAGAAAAAAUUGCCCACGACAAAUUGUGUUUUUAAAGAGACAAAUGCUCUCCAUAAGGAAAGAGUUUGUAGAGAGAAGAAUUUUUCAGAUGGAGAAAAUCAUUGUCCAGCACCGCCGCCAUCGUCGCCGAUUAAUUUAAAAUCAUCGCUGAAAUCGAGAAUGAAUCAUAAGGCGGAAGAAUAUUCAUCGCCUGGAAACGUGUGUUUUAUGGAGAAUUUUCCGACAAUUUCAGAAAGAAGAGGAAGACCUUUUUCGAUGUCUGGUUAUGGGGGAAAUGGAAAUCAGUCAAAUAGUCGUAAAUGCGGCUGUCGAAUAAAAACGGAAAAACAAUGCGGCUGCAGUUCGAAAUCAUAAAUCAUUUUUGAUAAUAUCAACCGGUUUUCUUUGUUGUCUUUCAAUAAAUGAACUGAUAAUCUUCAAUUGAAUAUACAAAAUAUUCUGAAAGCAUACGUAUCAUUGGCUACCAUUAUUUCUGGUCAAAUAACAGUGGCAAUUGAAUGGCAAGAAAUUUUCGUUCACGCAAUAUCUUAUCUGUCCAAUUCAAUAUUGACAUUAUUUGUCAGUAAUAUUCACA